Messenger RNA from Plasmodium adleri (nom. inval.), 1218 nucleotides. Its product is annotated as conserved Plasmodium protein, unknown function. Gene Ontology annotation, molecular function: RNA binding. The coding region runs from base 1 to 1218 and encodes 405 amino acids. The transcript has a single exon. NCBI's taxonomy places the organism in Eukaryota, Apicomplexa, Aconoidasida, Haemosporida, Plasmodiidae. The record is from RefSeq and is a predicted model, not a curated record.
AUGUCUAUAAGAAAUAGAGAUAAGAAUUAUAUGAGUCAUGUUAAUUCGGGUAAACAUAACAUGAAUAAAAUAUCAAAUAAUAAUAGUAAUAUAAGUAAUAAUAAUUAUUCAUUAGGGUUAUAUAUUGAUAAUCCGCAAAAAGCAUUUCUAUUUGAUGAAAAUGAUUUAAAAGAAUUAUUUUCUUAUUAUAAAGGAGCACAGGAUAUAAGGAUUAUACCUGACAAAGCAGCAGCUCAAAUAACAUUUAAUGAUAAAAAUAUGAUACAACAAGUAAAGAAAGAUAUAAAUGGAUUAACUAUUAAUGAUAUUGGUACUAUAAGAUGUAUAGUACUAAAUGAGGGGAAAGUAAUUGAACAGUUUUUACCUUUCUCAGCAAAUGAUCCAAAUGUUACAUCAGAAAAUGAUAAUUCUGUUUCAAAUAAUGAGAAUACUGUAAAUAUGUUAAAGAAAUUAUCAAGUUUGAUAAAUACAAAUAAUAAUAAUAAUAAUAAUAUAAAUAGUAAUAGUGGGAACAAGAAAAGGGAUAACAUGAGUAAUAGAAUUAAUAAUAUAAAUAAUAUCAAUAAUAAUAAUAAUAAUAACAAUAAUAAUAGUAUUAAUAGUAAUAAUAAUUUUGGUCAAUUAUCAAAUAAUAAAAAUGAACAAAAUGAUAAUUCUUUUGCCAAUAAAAGAUUGAGCAGAAUUGAACUUAUUGAUAUUUUUGGAUUUCCUAAUGAAUUUGAUGUAAUGAAUAAAAUUUUAGGUAAAAACAAUUCAAAUAUAAAUUAUAUUAAUGAACAAACAAAUAAUAUGGUAAAUAUAGAAAUAAAAGGGAAACCAAUAAAUGAAGCUCCAGUAGUUGAGAGAAUGCAUUUAUCUAUAACAUCUGAUAAUUUAAAUGCAUAUAAAAAAGCAAUAGAUUUGAUUAUGAAAUUAUUAAAUUCCCUUUUUCAAGAAUUUGUAGAUUUUUGUCUUGAUAAUAAUUUUGUUUUACCAGAAAAUUUGUCAUUUAAAAGGCAUGAAUAUAUGUAUAAUUCUGAUGGUUCAACUAAAUAUUUAGGUUUUAAGGAAAACAAUUAUGGGGAAAAGGAGAUAUAUAAAAAUGAUUUUUCUUAUAAUAAGAAAAAUAAAAACAUGUCAAAAAAUGACAACGAUAAAAGGAAUAACAACAAUAAUAGUUCAUAUAAUAUGAAUAUAAAUGGUUCAUAUGGUAAUAACCAAAAUGUAAAAAAAUGGUAG